GCGUCUGUUUUUAAUGUGUUGCUGUGAAAAGGAAACACAAUCUGCAGCGAAAGCCCCACUCCAACUGGGGCACGUUGGAGAAUUACGUUAAUCUCAAAAUCGUCCAGCACCAUUACUGGUAUGGACUGAAAUAAUAACGAAUAGGAGGCAGGUGCAUCACGUCCCUGCACAGGAAUCAUCUGUCGUGCAGGCUAACAGCCCUGUGACAAGCUUCACCUACCAGAGCGAGAGGGAGCACGUGUGAGAGAAGGGGAGGCAGAGGGAGCAGCUGAGAAGGAUCCCAGGGACUGAUCCCACAGCCGAACGCAGGCUGCAGGAAGGACUCGGGUGAGCUGCGGCUUUGCCAGCACCAGGGAACACAAGGAGCUCUGCUGUGGCACCCGCAGAUCGCUAAUACCUGUGCCCAAGAGACCUAUUGAACAGCUAUGAAGAGCUCUGUGGUCUGAGCCAACAGAAGAAGCCACCGUGGUCCUGGGAGAUGCAGUAUUGACUUUGAGCAGGACCAUCUCAGAAGCUCAACCUGUAAAGCAGAGAACCUGUAGCCUGUUUGUGCUGACCAGGGGCAGCUGAGCAAAGCAUCAUGACAAGCCGUCAGGAAGUAAAACCCCUCAAGAAAUCUUUGGUCCCGGGAGUUCUCAUCACCCAGUUUGUGGAUGAGGUUCCAGAGGGAUGCAGUACACCUGACUUUGAGCGGAAACCUGUCUCUCUGACAUUGGAGGAAGGUAAAAAUGCCAUCUUCAGAGCUGUGGUCAUAGGUGUCCCAACCCCUGAUGUGAAAUGGACGCGUGCACAAGGCCGAAUGGAUGACCCUGCCAAAUAUGAAACAUUCUUCGAUAGCGUUACAAAUGAAUUCAUUCUGCAGAUAAACAAACUCACUGCAAAAGACAGUGAUUUGUAUCGUUGCUUUGCUGUGAAUGAAUAUGGGGAAGCUUCAUGCUCUGCUGGCCUCAGGAUCAUACAAGUUGGCUUUAAGAGGAAAGCAAAAUACGUCCCUGUUCAUGCUGCUGAUGAGUUAAAGAAGACGCUUGAGGACUCCAGGAAGCGGCUGAGGAAGCGGGCCCCAGCACCAAAACCCAAACCCUUGGAUAAAGAAGCAGUCUGGCAAUUGCUGCUGCAUGCAGAUAAGAGAGACUAUGAGAAAAUCUGCAUCAAAUAUGGAAUUGUUGACUUCCGUGGGAUGCUGAAAAAGCUGCAGGAGCUGAGGAAGGACGCGGAGAGUGAACAAGGAGAGCUAAUACACAGUAUCAAAAACUUCAAGCACAUCCAAGUCACCAAGGAUGGAAAAGCUACUUUCAGCCUGGAGAUGGACCUGAAAAGCAGAAAAAGCAAAGUCUAUCUGCUUAAGGAUGGUGAAAGGCUCAGGUAUGAAACGAGUAAUGAGUAUGGGAAGCACUGCCUGAGGCAAAUUGGGAAGAAGUACAUAUUCAUUGUCAAUGAUCUGCAGCAGGAAGAUGCAGGAUUGUAUCAAGUCCGAGUGGAGGAUGUGCCUGUUUUCUCAACUGAACUGGACCCUGACUCCAUCCCUGUGGGAUUUGAGCAGCCACUCAGCAAUAUGAAUUGCCCUGAGAACGAAGAUGUCAUCUUCAAGUGUGUCCUACGCACCCCCUGCCAUGAUGCUGUGUGGCUACACAAAACCAAUGUCCUGGAGGCAAGUGAGAAGCACCAGAUCUCUGUAAGUCCUGAUGGGCUGACCCACCAACUGACUAUCAAAAACGCUGUGCCCUCUGACAACGGCAUGUACACCAUCGACACUGGACUUUCCUCCUCAAAUGCCUGGCUUAUUGUAGGGCAUGCCAAAGGAAAGGGGAGACCAGGUGAAGGAGAAGAAGGCUAUGAGUGGCUGGAAGAAACAUUGCCAAAGAGAGACUGGGCAAAGAAACUUCGACAGAGAGAAUCUGCUGGUGAUGGAGAUCAUCUCAUGGACACUGGCGAGGAAAAAGAUGGCUGGUACAGAAAUGGUCAAGAAGGAAGCCAAGGCUACUCUGUUGAUGCUGAUGGAAGCCAUAGAUUUUUGGGAAAGGAUGGGCUACGCAGAGCCAACAGAAAUGAAAGUAUGGGGGGUGGGCAGUUUUCUGAAGCAGAUCUAGAUGGAGACACCAUGACAAGUGAUGGGAGCAUCUUUGGAUUAAAAGGCUUUGGAGGCAAAGGUGGAUUAAGGCCUUUCCAAGGCAAGGAUUCUAUGGCAGGCAGAGCAGAUACUGGUGAUGAAUCAGGAGCAGUAGGUGAAUGGAAUUCUGUGGAUGGCAGAGGUGGUGCUAUCCUACGUAGUGUUAAGGUUGACAUGGCUGACGGAGAAGGUGUGGGUUUUCAGCAUGACAAGGAUGGUAAAUUAGGUGAUACUAGUUACAGAGCUGGUUUUGGGGGUGUUGGGAAAUCAGGUGCUGCUGGUGGAAGAUCUGAGGUAGAUGGACUUGAUCCUGAUUCAACCGGAGUGGGAGAUGGUAAGGAUGGCUCCUUCAGAAGGACUGGUCCAUGGACUGGCGCUAGAAAGAAUGCUGCAGGUACUGAGACUGCAGGAGGAAUGAGGUCCCCCUAUGGCAAGGAUGGUCUGCCAACUGUGGUUGAUAGGGAUGGAGCAAGUAUAAACACAGAAGGACAAAUAGGUAUCCCGUAUGGUGAGGAUGGCUUGGCACUUCAUGAUAGAGGUCACUUAGGUCAGACAGGAAGGUCUGGCUUGCUGUAUGGUCCAGGUGGUCCUCCAGUUGGAGAUGGGGCUAUAUCUGGUGCAGGUGGCAGUUCUAUAGGGGAAAUGGAGGCUUUGUAUGGUCCAGAUGGUUGGCCACUUAGACAAGGCGCUGGUGUAGCUGGUGCAGGAGGAGCUGGAUCUCCAUAUAGAAAGGAUGGUCUCCCAGUUGGACCAGGAUUUGGUGGUGCUGGUGCACCUGGUGCAGGAGGAGUUGGGUCUCCAUAUGGAAAGGAUGGACUCCCAGUUGGAGCUGGAUUUGGUGGUGCUGGUGUAGCUGGUGCAGGGGGAGUUGGAUCUCCAUAUGGGAAGGAUGGUCUCCCAGUUGGAGCUGGAUUUGGUGGUGCUGGUGUAGCUGGUGCAGGAGGAGUUGGAUCUCCAUAUGGAAAGGAUGGUCUCCCAGUUGGAGCUGGCAUAGGUGGUGCUGGUGUAGCUGGUGCAGGAGGAGUUGGUUCUCCAUAUGGGAAGGAUGGUCUCCCAGUUGGAGCUGGCAUUGGUGGUGCUGGUGUAGCUGGUGCAGGAGGAGUUGGGUCUCCAUAUGGAAAGGAUGGUCUCCCAGUUGGAGCUGGCAUUGGUGGUGCUGGUGUAGCUGGUGCAGGAGGAGUUGGAUCUCCAUAUGGAAAGGAUGGUCUCCCAAUUGGAGGUGGACUUGGUGGUGCUGGUGUAGCUGGUGCAGGAGGAGUUGGAUCUCCAUAUGGAAAGGAUGGUCUCCCAAUUGGAGGUGGACUUGGUGGUGCUGGUGUAGCUGGUGCAGGGGGAGUUGGAUCUCCAUAUGGGAAGGAUGGUCUCCCAGUUGGAGCUGGCGUAGGUGGUGCUGGUGUAGCUGGUGCAGGGGGAGUUGGAUCUCCAUAUGGAAAGGAUGGUCUCCCAGUUGGAGCUGGAUUUGGUGGUGCUGGUGUAGCUGGUGCAGGAGGAGUUGGAUCUCCAUAUGGAAAGGAUGGUCUCCCAGUUGGAGCUGGCAUUGGUGGUGCUGGUGUAGCUGGUGCAGGAGGAGUUGGAACUCCAUAUGGAAAGGAUGGUCUCCCAGUUGGAGCUGGAUUUGGUGGUGCUGGUGUAGGGGGAGUUGGAUCUCCAUAUGGAAAGGAUGGUCUCCCAGUUGGAGCUGGCAUUGGUGGUGCUGGUGUAGCUGGUGCAGGAGGAGUUGGAUCUCCAUAUGGAAAGGAUGGUCUCCCAGUUGGAGCUGGCAUAGGUGGUGCUGGUGUAGCUGGUGCAGGAGGAGUUGGAUCUCCAUAUGGAAAGGAUGGUCUCCCAGUUGGAGCUGGCAUAGGUGGUGCUGGUGUAGCUGGUGCAGGAGGAGUUGGAUCUCCAUAUGGGAAGGAUGGUCUCCCAGUUGGUGCUGGAUUUGGUGGUGCUGGUGUAGCUGGUGCACCUGGUGCCAUAGGAGUUGGGUCUCCAUAUGGGAAGGAUGGUCUCCCAGUUGGAGCUGGAUUUGGUGGUGCUGGUGUAGCUGGUGCAGGGGGAGUUGGAUCUCCAUAUGGAAAGGAUGGUCUCCCAGUUGGAGCUGGAUUUGGUGGUGCUGGUGUAGCUGGUGCAGGGGGAGUUGGUUCUCCAUAUGGAAAGGAUGGUCUCCCAGUUGGAGCUGGCAUAGGUGGUGCUGGUGUAGCUGGUGCAGGGGGAGUUGGAUCUCCAUAUGGAAAGGAUGGUCUCCCAGUUGGAUCUGGAUUUGGUGGUGCUGGUGUAGCUGGUGCAGGGGGAGUUGGAUCUGCAUAUGGGAAGGAUGGUCUCCCAGUUGGAGCUGGUCUUGGUGGUACUGGUGUAGCUGGUGCAGGGGGAGUUGGAUCUCCAUAUGGAAAGGAUGGUCUCCCAGUUGGAGCUGGCAUAGGUGGUGCUGGUGUAGCUGGUGCAGGGGGAGUUGGAUCUCCAUAUGGGAAGGAUGGUCUCCCAGUUGGAGCUGGAUUUGGUGGUGCUGGUGUAGCUGGUGCAGGGGGAGUUGGAUCUCCAUAUGGAAAGGAUGUUCUCCCAGUUGGAGCUGGAAUAGGUGGUGCUGGUGUAGCUGGUGCAGGAGGAGUUGGAUCUCCAUAUGGGAAGGAUGGUCUCCCAGUUGGAGCUGGAUUUGGUGGUGCUGGUGUAGCUGGUGCAGGGGGAGUUGGAUCUCCAUAUGGAAAGGAUGGUCUCCCAGUUGAAGGUGGAUUUGGUGGUGCUGGUGUAGCUGGUGCAGGGGGAGUUGGAUCUCCAUAUGGAAAGGAUGGUCUCCCAGUUGGAGCUGGAUUUGGUGGUGCUGGUGUAGCUGGUGCAGGGGGAGUUGGUUCUCCAUAUGGAAAGGAUGGUCUCCCAGUUGGAGCUGGCAUAGGUGGUGCUGGUGUAGCUGGUGCAGGGGGAGUUGGUUCUCCAUAUGGAAAGGAUGGUCUCCCAGUUGGAGCUGGCAUAGGUGGUGCUGGUGUACCUGGUGCACCUGGUGCACCUGGUGCAGGAGGAGUUGGGUCUCCAUAUGGAAAGGAUGGUCUCCCAGUUGGAGCUGGCAUAGGUGGUGCUGGUGUAGCUGGUGCAGGGGGAGUUGGAUCUCCAUACGGAAAGGAUGGUCUCCCAGUUGGAGCUGGCGUAGGUGGUGCUGGUGUAGCUGGUGCAGGGGGAGUUGGAUCUCCAUAUGGAAAGGAUGGUCUCCCACUUGGAGCUGGAAUAGGUGGUGCUGGUGUAGCUGGUGCAGGAGGAGUUGGAUCUCCAUAUGGAAAGGAUGGUCUCCCAGUUGGAGCUGGCGUAGGUGGUGCUGGUGUAGCUGGUGCAGGGGGAGUUGGAUCUCCAUAUGGAAAGGAUGGUCUCCCCGCUGGAGAUGGCAUAGGUGGUGCUGUUGUAGCUGGUGCUGGAUUUGGUGGGCCUGGUGCAGCUGGUGCAGGGACCUCAUAUGGAAAGGAUGGUCUUCCAGUUGAAGCUGGCCUUGGUGGUGCUGGUGCAGGGGGAGCUGGGUCUCCAUAUGGAAAGGAUGGUCUCCCAGUUGGAGCUGGAUUUGGUGGUUCUGGUGUAGCUGGUGCAGGGGGAGUUGGGUCUCCAUAUGGAAAGGAUGGUCUCCCAGUUGGAGGUGGCAUAGGUGGUGCUGGUGUAGGUGGUGCAGGGGUAGGAGGAUCUCUGUAUGGAAAGGCUGGUGUCCCACUUGGGGGUGUGGCUGGCUCUGGUCAUUUUCGUUUGGGAGGUGCAGAAGUAAUGGGGUCUCACCAUGGCAGGGAUUCUGUUCCUAGCAAAGCUGCAGGGUAUGGUGGUGGAGCAGGAAAUGUCUUUUCCUCAGAACAUGGUGGUAUAGGUGGGUCUGCAAUAAGGGAUACUGCAUCUCCCUAUGGCAAGGACAGUGUGUCAGCUGGAGCCAGGGCUGGUGUGGAUGGCAUUGGGAGUUUGAGAGGUGAUGGGAAGGGGUUACGUUCUGUAGGUGGUAAGGAAGGUGUGGUAGGUGCUGAUGGACGAGGGGGUGAAUAUGGGCUGGAUUCACGUCCUGGCAAGCCUUCUAGUGGACGUGAACCUGGAAAGGGCACUGCCAGUGAUUUCAGAUCAGGGAGCAAAGGUUCAUCUGAUGACAGAGGUUCACUUUCACGUCAAGCAGCUGCCAGGGGUGGGGGCAGAGAUCUAGGGCAGUUACGGUCCCUUCAUGACACUAAAUCUGCCUUUGGAGGGGCAGCAAGUAAAUCCCUUAAUAGAUUUGGUUUUGGGAGGAGUUCAGGUAGUUUUGGUCAAGGUCCAUUGGAUUAUGGUCAGAUGUCAGCUCGUUAUGGUGGACUUCCUUCAAUAAACCAGCGGAAAGAGGAACCCAGCCUUGAUUUUAAAACAAAUGAUUUCUUGACAAGUAUAGAAAGUGUGGAAAAAAGACGACAUUAUUGCCUUGAUGAUCUGAAAGCACCACGCUGUCAUGUCAACAAACAGCUACUGAAUGUCAGAGUCCUGAAAGGGGAGCCAGCUGAGCUGUCUUGCACUGUCAGUAAAGAUGGAGUGACAGGAACCUGGUUUAAAGAUGGAUUGAAGUUAACCAGCAUGGAGGGAGUCUGUUUUAAAAAGGAAGGUCUAGUCCACAAACUAGUUAUUGACAAAGUGGACGAUAUUCAUGCUGGGAAAUACAGGUUUGAAAGUGGAGAUAUAAAAACCGAAGCUUCAAUUUUUGUUGAAGAUCCUCCACAGGUUGACAAAGUGCUCCUCAAAAACUUAACGAGUGUUCCUACUGUGGCCAAGGCAGGGCAGAAUGUAACCAUCAAGAUCCCUUUUGAGGGCCGGCUGCCAAUCAGAGCAGCUUGGCUGAAGGACAAGAUGGAGCUAGCAGAUGACACAAGGAUCCGUGUUGAUAAAACAGACACCUUUACCAAGCUGUCCAUCUCCAGCACUGAAAGAAAGGACGCUGGGGAUUACAAAGUCAGGCUCAAGAAUGACAGUGGGGUCCUGGAGAUCAACUUAAAACUUGUGGUAUUUGACAAGCCCCAACCACCUACAGGACCCAUCAAGAUCGUGGAGAGCUCUGCAAACGAUAUCACCAUUCAGUGGAAGCCCCCAAAGGAUGAUGGGGGCAAACCAGUGCAAAGCUACAUCAUUGAGAGACAGCAGGUGGGCAAGGACGAAUGGGUGACUUUGGGAGAAACCCCCAGGAGCUGCACUACCUUCACUACCAACAAAGUGGAGCAAGACAUGAGCUACUACUUCAGGGUGAGAGCUGUGAAUGCUGAGGGCACCAGUGAUGCACUGGAAUCAGGGGAAGUGAAGGCUGUCAGUAAGGCUACACCUGGUGCCCCAGAUCCCCCUGAGAUUGUCAGUGCCAGCAGAGACACCAUCACAAUAUCCUGGAAAGCACCUCAGAAAAGCGGCAGUUCCCGAAUUGUGGGGUAUCUUGUUCAGAAGCGCAAGAAGGGUACCAUGACCUGGCUGCCAGUCAACAGCGUGCCUAUAGCAGACAAGAAGCUGGAGAUGACCAAUCUCAAGAAAGGUCUGCAGUAUGAGUUCCGUGUGGCAGCUGUCAAUGCUGCAGGUACAGGAGAUGCCAGUGAACCGUCAAAGCCUGUCUUUGCACGGGAUUCCACAAAAUCUCUAGGUCAGGUGCAGGACCUUCAAGUGAGCAGCAGUGACAGCUCUAGUAUCACCUUGACAUGGAAGAGACCUGAAACGAAUGAUGGGAAUGAUGUGAAGGGCUAUGAAGUGGAAGUGCGGUCUUCUAACAACCUCAACUGGACCAAAUGCAAUGUUCUUCCCAUAGAGACAACCACUUACACAGUCAAAGGCCUCCAGGCCAAGGAGAUAUACUUCCUGCGUGUGAGAGCCCUCAAUGACAGUGGCCCAGGAGAAGCCGCAGAGCUUGAAGCUCUCCUUGGCCCUGCUCCCCCUGUAGUUCCUCCAAGGUUACUAAUAGAUGACACAGUGAAAAGCUUCCUGGUUAUAAAAGCAGGAAAUACCAUCCGAGUGAAUAUUCCCUUUGAAGGGUCUCCAGACCCAGUGGUGACCUGGUUGAAGGAUGGGCGUCCUCUUCCAAACCAGGCUACAAUAAAAACCAAAGAUGAUACCACGCAGCUGCUGAUUGGAGCAGCUGAGUUCACUGACAGCGGCACCUACACUGUUGAGCUCCAGAAUGGGUUAGGGAAAAGAGAAACAUUCAGCUUUCAAGUUCAAGUUACAGAUAUCCCGCAAUCACCUGGACCUAUUCAACUGCACGAGAAUGUGCCAAACACAGUGACAGUAACCUGGGAGCCAUCAGCAUCUGAGAAAUGGGAGAGAGAUCUCUACUACACAGUCCUGAAACGUGAAUCACAGAAGGGUACAUGGCGUGUGGUGGGCGACCUGAUCUACACCAACAAGUUCACAUUCACCCGCUUGAUCCCAGGCCGGGACUACUACUUUAGAGUUGUGGCAAAGAACAACUUGGGAACCAGUGGUCCAUCUGAAACUGUGCAGCCUUGGCGAAUCCGGAAGCCAAAGGCCGAGUUUCACAUCAAACCCCAGAAGUACAAGGGAGUUAAUCAAAACCAGCCCCCGAGGUUCCUUGUCCCGUUGAAGCCUCAUGUGGUGACCACUGGCAGCGAGUGCCGCAUGAGCUGUGCAGUUGGAGGCCAUCCAGCUCCAAAGAUCAGGUGGUACAAGGACAGUAGAGACCUCUCCAAUGAUCCCACCUAUUAUUGCACAAACGACUUUGGAGUCUGCUCCCUGGUUGUCCUGGGUGUCACGAAACAGGAUGAAGGAGAAUAUAUGGUAGAAGCCACCAACGCAUCGGGCCGUGCAUUCAGCAAAGCCUUCCUCACUAUUAAAGACUCCACCCUGUAGCAUGACCUUCCUGAGAACAUCCCUCCACUGCUGUGUAAAUAUGAAGGGUUUCAUUGAGAACUGGUCUACACAAAGGCUAUGGUUUUAUUUGCAG
This is a messenger RNA of Neopsephotus bourkii (Bourke's parrot), 8990 nucleotides long. RefSeq names its product immunoglobulin like and fibronectin type III domain containing 1 (gene IGFN1). Gene Ontology annotation, molecular function: protein binding. Bases 581 to 8896 code for a protein of 2771 amino acids. The record is from RefSeq and is a predicted model, not a curated record. NCBI's taxonomy places the organism in Eukaryota, Metazoa, Chordata, Aves, Psittaciformes, Psittacidae. The transcript has 26 exons.